AGCGCUAUAAGAGUUAGCAAGUGGGAGCGUACGUGUCCUGUCCAGUGAGCACCUGAUAAAGACUGUGGGAAGAAGUUUGUUUCAGCGCGUCGACAUCCAGACAAGGGACAGACUAAUGAUGGCACAGUGUGGAAAAUGUGGUCCAGGUUACAGAACUCCACUGGAGGCCAUGAAAGGGCCUCGAGAAGAGAUCGUCUAUCUGCCUUGUAUUUACCGUAACACUGGAAUUGAGAAGCCAGAUUAUUUGGCUACUGUGGACGUAAAUCCAGAAUCUCCAACAUACUGCCAGGUGAUCCAUCGUCUGCCAACGCCUAACUUAAAGGAUGAGCUGCACCACUCUGGUUGGAAUACAUGCAGUAGCUGCUUUAGUGAUACCUCCAAGAAACGUAACCGCUUGAUCCUGCCAAGCCUCAUCUCCUCACGCAUCUAUAUAGUGGAUGUGGGGACUGACCCUCGUGCCCCCAGAUUUCACAAGAUUGUGGAGCCGACUGAGGUGUUUUGGAAAUGUAACUCUGCUCAUUUGCAUACUUCACAUUGUCUUGCAAGUGGAGAAGUGAUGAUCAGCACGAUGGGAGAUCCUGCUGGAAAUGGAAAAGGAGGUUUCAUUUUGCUGGAUGGAGAGACAUUUGAAGUGAAGGGCUGCUGGCAGCAGCCUGGCAAUGAAGCCCCUUUUGGCUAUGAUUUCUGGUACCAACCACGCCACAAUGUGAUGAUAAGUACCGAAUGGGGCACCCCUAAAGUGUUGGCUUACGGGUUCAAUCCAAAUGAUAUAAAGGCAGGCAAUUAUGGAAAAUGCCUGCACGUGUGGGACUGGACAACACAUUCUCGCAUCCAGACACUUGAUCUGGGAGAAGAAGGAGCCAUUCCAUUGGAAGUCCGGUUUCUUCACAAUCCAGAUGCUACUGAAGGUUUUGUUGGUUGCGCUUUGAACAGUAAUGUCUUCCGCUUCUUCAAAACUAAGAAUGGACAAUGGGCUGCAGAGAAGGUUAUCAGUGUGCCCAGCAAGAAGGUGAAGGGGUGGUGCCUCCCUGAGAUGCCAGGUCUCAUCACAGACAUCUUGCUGUCUUUGGAUGAUCGAUAUCUCUACUUCAGCAACUGGCUGCAUGGAGACAUUCGCCAAUAUGACAUAACAGACACUAAGCACCCCAAGUUAGUGGGGCAGGUGUUCUUGGGUGGAAGUAUUGUGAAUGACAGGCCUGUCAUUGUGCUGGAGGACAUUGAACUCAAGAGCCAACCUGCACCCCGUGUAGUCAAGGGAAAACGAGUCCAAGGUGGACCACAGAUGAUCCAGCUGAGUUUGGAUGGAAAGAGACUUUAUGUAACAACCUCUCUGUUUAGUGCUUGGGACAAACAGUUCUACCCUGAUCUUGUCAAAGAGGGCUCUGUUAUGCUACAAGUUGAUAUAGACACAGAGAAUGGAGGGUUGCAACUCAAUGAGAAUUUCCUUGUUGACUUCGGCAAAGAGCCUGGUGGUCCAGUUCUGGCUCAUGAAGUACGAUACCCUGGUGGAGACUGCAGCUCCGAUAUCUGGUUGUGAAGAAUAUAAAGACAAGGAAAUACACGAUUUGCUCUGUGCCUUUUCCCUCCCUGCUUACAUAACUGUCACUCAAAUAUCAGCUUUUAAUCAAAAAUGUAAUGUGAAUUUUAAACAAAUAUAACAAGCUAACCAGCUUCAAAGCUUUUUGUAUGUAUUUUCCUUGCUCAUAUUUUAAAGAUUUUCUUUCCAGUAAAACAAUCUAUAAGAAGCUUAAACACCACAUCUAAAUACUCCGUUGAGAGAAAUAUGAAGGCAAGUAUAUUUGGAAUACAGAGCAGUAGAAAAUUAAAGAUAUCUCCCAGAUUCUAAAAGAAAUACUAUAUAUGAAUAUUACAGUGUGUUGGUAAGAGGUGAUCUGUAUUGAAUAUAUAUCAAAAUAUUAUCAAGUGAAUGAUGGAAUGAUUUCAAAUAUCAGAUUUUUUUACAACUUUUUUAUAACUAAUGUUUUAUACACUGUAGUUAUAUCACCAAGACUUUUUCAUCAAGUGGUUUAUUUGAAGUGUCCUGGCAUCUUUAAAAAAAAAAAAAAAAAAAAAAAUCCAAGCUUUUGAAAGAAUCAUUGGUGAAUGUAAACUUUAGACUAAAUAGUUCAGUAUUUGUACUGCUGAUUUUGUGUGCGUGUUAAUUCACUAUCUUUGUGGAUAGCUGAUGGCAGUGAAAAGAAAAUUAAUCUGCUGUAGAAGGCACAAAAAGACAAGAUCAGAGUCUGUUAGCUUACUGAUUGUGCAACUGCUCAAAUCCUGAAUACAUGGAUAUACCUCAUUAAUCACAAUAAAGUUAAAAAAUGAGUUAAGGCUAAAGGAUCUUCAUUGAAAAAGAUGUGUUGUUCUUUUUGUUGGAAAUGUGAAUCUCUCAUGAUGCAGAACUAAUCAAAUGUGACUGAAUUUUGGGCAUAACAGUAUUUUUGUUAUCUGUGGCAUUUUACUAUAUACAUUGUAUCCGGAAAGUAUUCACAGCGCAUCACUUUUUCCACAUUUUGUUAUGUUACAGCCUUAUUCCAAAAUGGAUUAAAUUCAUUUUUUUUCCUCAGAAUUCUACACACAACACCCCAUAAUGACAAAGUGAAAAAAGUUUACUUGAGGUUUUUGCAAAUUUAUUAAAAAAUAAAAAAAUUGAGAAAGCACAUGUACAUAAGUAUUCACAGCCUUUGCCGUGAAGCUCGAAAUUGAGCUCAGGUGCAUCCUGUUUCCCCUGAUCAUCCUUGAGAUGUUUCUGCAGCUUAAUUGGAGUCCACCUGUGGUAAAUUCAGUUGACUGGACAUGAUUUGGAAAGGCACACACCUAUCUAUAUAAAGUCCCACAGUUGACACUUCAUGUCAGAGCACAAACCAAGCAUGAAGUCAAAGGAACUGUCUGUAGACCUCCGAGACAGGAUUGUCUCGAGGCACAAAUCUGGGGAAGGUUACUGAAAAAUUUCUGCUGCUUUGAAGGUCCCAAUGAGCACAGUGGCCUCCAUCAUCUGUAAGUGGAAGAAGUUCGAAACCACCAGGACUCUUCCUAGAGCUGGCGGGCCAUCUAAACUGAGCGAUCGGGGGGAGAAGGGCCUUAGUCAGGGAGGUGACCAAGAACCCGAUGGCCACUCUGUCAGAGCUCCAGAGGUCCUCUGUGGAGAGAGGAGAACCUUCCAGAAGGACAACCAUCUCUGCAGCAAUCCACCAAUCAGGCCUGUAUGGUAGAGUGGCCAGACGGAAGCCACUCCUUAGUAAAAGGCACAUGGCAGCCCACCUGAAGGACUCUCAGGCCAUGAGAAAGAAAAUUCUCUGGUCUGAUGAGACAAAGACUGAACUCUUUGGUGUGAAUGCCAGGCGUCACGUUUGGAGGAAACCUGGCACCAUCCCUACAGUGAAGCAUGGUGGUGGCAGCCUCAUGCUGUGGGGAUGUUUUUCAGUGGCAGGGACUGGGAGACUAGUCAGGAUAAAGGGAAAGAUGACUGCAGAAAUGUACAGAGACAUCCUGGAUGAAAACCUGCUCCAGAGCGCUCUUGACCUCAGACUGGGGCGAUGGUUCAUCAUUCAGCAGGACAACUAAGCACACAGCCAAGAUAUCAAAGGAGUGGCUUCAGGACAACUCUGUGAAUGUCCUUGAGUGGCCCAGCCAGAGCCCAGACUUGAAUCCGAUUGAACAUCUCUGGAGAGAUCUUAAAAUGGCUGUGCACCGACGCUUCCCAUCCAACCUGAUGGAGCUUGAGAGGUGCUGCAAAGAGGAAUGGGCGAAACUGGACAAGGAUAGGUGUGCCAAGCUUGUGGCAUCAUAUUCAACAAGAUUUGAGACUCUAAUUGCUGCCAAAGGUGCAUCGACAAAGUAUUGAGCAAAGGCUGUGAAUACUUAUGUACAUGGGAUUUCUCAGUUUUUUUAUUUUUAAUAAAUUUGCAAAACCUCAAACUUUUUUCACGUUGUCAUUAUGGGGUAUUGUGUGCAGAAUUCUGAGGAAAAAAAUGAAUUUAAUCCAUUUUGGAAUAAGGCUGUAACAUAACAAAAUGUGGAAAAAGUGAUGAGCUGUGAAUACUUUCCGGAUGCACUGUAUAAGAACACCCCAUCUUUAUAAUACAAUAACACACCAAACAUGGUUUUCGUUUUCUCAUCAGGCAUUCACUGUCAACCAUAAUUUCCUCCUUAGACAGCCCAGUCAGUCUUUUUGUGGAUUAUGUUCUCCCUAUAUCUGCUGUGUGCUCAAGUUUCCUCUCCCAUCCCAAAAACAGGUGAGGUUAACUGGCAUCUCUAAACUCGACUGCUAAAAUAUGUCAUUUGUUCUUCAUGUAGAUGUACUUUAAUGAUGAAUUUUGUUUGUUCCAAAGUCCUGUAGCCUAUUAAAAAUGACAUUUUCGCUCCA
Molecule: messenger RNA, 4366 nt
Organism: Erpetoichthys calabaricus (reedfish)
Lineage: Eukaryota; Metazoa; Chordata; Cladistia; Polypteriformes; Polypteridae
Gene: selenbp1
Product: selenium binding protein 1
Exons: 12
Coding region: 116-1537 (473 amino acids)
Molecular function (GO): selenium binding; protein binding
Source: RefSeq, a predicted model, not a curated record